AGGGAUUUGGGGGAAGCCGCUUGGCUCUCACUGUGGAUGUGGCCAGUGGUGCUUCAGAGUGCUCCUGGCUGCCCAUUGGAGGGAUCCCUGUCCAAUCCCAGCCCCGAAGAAAUCUGAACCGGGAAAGCAGCGCCAGCCAGGACCAAUUGGAGAGGUGAACAUAGAGCCGGCAGAGGACGGGGCUGGAGGGGGACCAGUGGCCCAGCAUCCUAGCAGCAGCAGCAGCAGCAGCAGCAGCAGCAGCAGCAGCAGCGCAGAGGAGGCCUCUCCUCGCCUGCCCUGCAGCUGGCCCGGCCGGCCGGGGGACAGCCUCUCCCCCCAGACGUCCCACGGCCCCCUCCAGCAUCCUCCUCCUCUGUCCCAAAGCUGCCACUGCUGCCUGCUGCUGCUGAAGCCAGUGGGGACCAAGAGAAGACCCAGAGAGGGGCGGAAACUCCCAGCUGAGCCCCUGUCUGGAUCUGAAGGAUCAGCCUGGAAAGCAAAGUCGAUGUGGGCGCGACGUGCUCAGGUGCUGGGAGCUUCCCAAUGCCUUUUGGCACCUGCCGCUUGGGUGGAACGCAGCGCUUGAGAAGAUCCUUGGGAGGACUCCUGUCGUGUGCAGAUGAUGAAGAAGAAGACGUCGGCCCAGGAGAGCCAGACCUCCCGAGGAGAGAACCAUGGUCCAAAAAGGGUGAAGGAGGAGGAAGAAGUGGAGAUGCAGGAAGCUGCUAGCAAGGUUAUACCUGGAAAAGUUGCCAAGAAUGGGCUCCAUCAUCCAGUGCCAGGGAAGAGCCUCUUGGAGCCCGAGGCAGCCAGUGAGGAGGGGCGGCCAAUGGAGCACCGGGUGGGAUCUGGUCUCAGCACACCUGCCUUUGGGGUCUGCAGACCCCAGGUGGGAGAGAUGCUGCACUGGUGCUUGGAGUGUGGAGAAAACUUUGCCCGAAAGGCAGACUUAGAAAAGCACCGGCUGAGCCACGCCGGGCACCCCUCCUACAUCUGCAGCGACUGUGGGAGGAGCUUCCCCGAACACCUGGCCCUCCCCACCUGCCGCAGGGCCUGCGCAGCGGGCGGUUCCUUUGGCCACACGGGCUGCCAGAGGAAAAGCUUGCCUCCUCCGCCAGGCGAGCUGGUCACACACAGGAAAGAGCGGAAGGAGCUGUCCCUGCAGGAGAAGGUCCGGGUGCUGGAGGUCCUGGAAGGGCCAAAGGUCUCCCAGAGCGAACUGGCCAAAAGAUUCGGAGUCUCCCAGCCCCAGAUCUGCCGCAUCAUCAAGAACAAAGAGCGGAUCCUGGCCGAGUGGUGCAAAAACGGCAACCCCCGGCGCAAGCGGAAACUCGACGACAGAGGCGCAGCCGGCGAGGCGGCACUCCUGCAGUGGUUCGAGCACAGCUGUGCGCACAGCCUCCCCGCUAACGGGGUCCAGGCCCAAGAGAAGGCCAGGGCUCUGUCGGAGGCAGCAGAGAAGCCGGAGCUGUAUGGCUGGCUGGCUGGGUUCAAAUCGAGGCAGAGAGCCACGCCAGAAAGGCCCCGCACCGAGAAACAGAACGGGGAGCAGCCGGAAGAGGAGCACUGGGAAAAAACGGUCCUGCCCAGCCUCCUCAAUCGAUACGACCCUUCCGACGUUUACGCUUCCGGUGAAACUGCCCUCCUGUUCCGGGCAACCCCAGAAAAUCUGGCGACGGAGCAGGCAGACGACACCAAGGACAAACUGACCAUCCUCCUCUGCACCAACAUGGACGCUUCGGAUAAAAGGGACCCCCUGAUCGUCGGCAGAGGACCCAAAACGCCUGGCUUCCAGGGGGCUGGUGCAGAGGAACUGCCUGUAACCUACAGAGCCCACACCAAGAGCUGGAUGACCGCAGCCGUCUUCUUGGAGUGGCUGCAGAAGUUCAACGAAGACAUGCGGCGCAGGCAAAAGAACGUCGUGCUGUUCUUGGCCCCGUGCGCUGCGCAUCCCUGCGUGGAGCUCUCUCACGUCAAGAUGGUGUUCCUGCCUCCUCAGCCCUCCUGGAUCCACCCUCUGGAGCAAGGGGUCAUCCAGAAUUUUAAGGGUUGCUACCGGCGGAGGAUGCUCACCCGCUUGAUUGUUGGACUCAACAGCAAAGUGUUCGCUUCCCCAGGCAAACUGUCUAAACACUUAACCCUUUUGGACGCUGCCCACAUGAUCAGCCAGGCCUGGUUAGAGGUGUGUCCACAGACAGUGACCAACAGCUUCAGAGUGGCUGGCUUCAGCGUCAGGCCCCGCGUCCCAGCCCCUCCCGGGGACGUCGUGCGAGCCCUCGGGUUCAUGAACCAGGAGCAGUUUGAGCGGUUUGUGCUGAUCGAUGAAGGGUUACAGUGUUUUGGGGGGCAGGAAGGGGCUGAGAUGGCCAGGAGGGACAAGAAGCGCGGAAAAGCCGUCUGCGCGACUGCCGAGGAGGAAGAACAGGCGGACGACUCGGCUGUGCUCUCCUGUCCCUCCAAGACGGAAGUCAUGGAGAGCUUGGCCAAGCUGAGGCGCUAUUUCGAGUGCCACGUAGUCUCGCCAGCCGUGUUCCAGUCGUUCUACAAGCUGGAGGACGUGGUUCACGGGUUGUGUCUGGCUAAUAUGCAAACAUCCAGGGCCACAGCCCUUAACAAAGAGUGAACCAGAGCCCAAACCUGAAUUGUAGCUAUUUGGGUGGUCCUAUGAGCGCACAUGGCAGGGGGUUGGACUUCAUGGCCCUUCUGGUCUCUUCCAACUCUAUGAUCCUAGGGUUAGGGGUCUUCUGCUUUUCACGGAUGCAGACAUUGUAGUCUCAUAUACUAACGUUGGGAGCAGCUCAUAAAGGUUUCUAGCAAAGGGACAGAUCCUUGGCAGACUAGGCAGGGCCUUCGUCACGAGAGCCCACCCUGCUACCAGGAAAGCGACCUGACUCAAACUAAAAAGUCAUGGCAGCUUCCUGAGACCAUCUGGAGGUUUCCACAGUGGAGUAGGCUUUGUUUAUUUUAUUCACUUUAUUUCUUCCCAGUGGGGAUCCAAAGCAGCUUACAUGGUUCUCCUCUCUUCCAAUGUAUCUUCACAAUAACCCUGUGAGGUAGGUUAGACUAAGAGUAUGUUACUGUCCUAAGGCCACCCAGCCAGCUUCCAUGGCAGAAGUGGGGGUUUGAACUUCCCAGACCCUUGUCCAACCCCCUAACCACUGUGCCACGCUGGUUAGUAGAGCACAUCCCUGUUAGUGGUAGACACUGUUCCCUGCGUUCAGACGUGAGGACAGCCUGAGGAGGUACGAUGGGUGAGCCUUGCUCCUCUUCUCUGCUCCCGCCUUGAUGCUUCUCUCCAGACCAGCAUCUGAGUUGGGGAUGCUGGGAUGGCUUCUCGCUCCCUAGGCCUGCGACUAUAUGUUGUACCUGGGCAGCCUGGGGUUGAGCUAUCCCACCCCACCCCCAGGUAAAUGAGGGAGAAUCCUUGUAACGGAGGGAACAUCUGUGCUGAGGAAAGUAUGGCGGAGGCCAUGGCGAGUCAGGCAAGCCAGAAACUACGAUAGGGAAAGCUGGAAGGUCAGAAAUACUCAUUUGCCAAGGCUGCCUAGAGCCGUGGUGGCAGACCUUUGGCACUCCAGAUGUUAUGGACUACAAUUCCCAUCAGCCCCUGCCAGCAUGGCCAAUUGGCCAUGCUGGCAGGGGCUGAUGGGAAUUGUAGUCCAUAACAUCUGGAGUGCCAAAGGUUCGCCACCACUGGCCUAGAGGUUGUAUGAAGCCUGAAAAGGUGGGCUUCACCUUUCACACCCUCCUUUCCCUUGUUCUGCCCAGGUAGGCCAGAGGUGGGUAUCUGGUCUUCCCAGUCAGAAGCUUUGACUUCAUGCCCUGUAACACCCGAAGGGAAUCACCCAGACUGUGGGUCGACUGUGAGGCUCUGGGCAGGGGUCAGUCUUCCAUUUUCUUCUUUUGCUGCUGAGGUUCAGCUCACCUGUUGUGCACCUGGGACCAUCCCGCACCUCACUUCGGUCCAGCACAGUUUCCAGCACAGGACUUCCUCAGACAGAGGAAACCGGCGACACCAGCACUGCCCGAUUCCUCAACAUGGACAAUGAAACAAGAACUAGACGGAACUUCGCACAGAAGACCCAUCCGCAUGAACAGUGUCGAAAAUCAUGGUUACCAAGAGGAAGGGGAAUUAUUUCUGGGGUGGGGGGUGGAGUUAUGAGAUACCAAUUUUUGUUAGAUCUUUUAAAAAGCUCUUCUAUAAAAGAGUGUAUAAGACUUAAGGAAUAUAUCCAGUGGUGGGAUCCAAACAUUUUAGUAACAGGUUCCCAUGGUGGUGGGAUUCAAACUGUGGCGUAUCGCCAAUGGUUCUGGGCGGGGCACGACAGGGGCGUG
Sphaerodactylus townsendi is the source of this 4317-nucleotide messenger RNA. Its product is annotated as tigger transposable element-derived protein 3-like. The coding region runs from base 602 to 2605 and encodes 667 amino acids. The transcript is spliced from 3 exons. Gene Ontology annotation, molecular function: DNA binding. Gene Ontology annotation, cellular component: nucleus. The record is from RefSeq and is a predicted model, not a curated record. NCBI's taxonomy places the organism in Eukaryota, Metazoa, Chordata, Lepidosauria, Squamata, Sphaerodactylidae.